CAUGUCCCGGGAGCCGGAGAUCAUGGAGGCGCAGGUGAUGUGGGAGCCCGACUCCAAGCGCAACACCCACAUGGACCAGUUCCGCGCCGCGGUGGCCGCCGCUUACGGCGUCCCCCUGGCCAACUACAAUGAACUGUACCAGUGGUCAGUGGAACACUACCCAGAUUUCUGGGCUGAAUUCGGGAAGUUCAGUGGUCUUACCUUCUCCCGCCUGUAUACUGAGGUGGUCGACUCUUCGAAAGGCAUUGCGGAUGUUCCCGAGUGGUUUAAAGACAGCCGGCUCAACUAUGCUGAAAACCUCCUCAAACACAAGGAGAACGAUAAAAUUGCCCUGUACGCUGCACAGGAAGGCAAAGAAGAGAUCCUGAAAGUGACUUUCGAAGAGCUCCGGCAACAUGUCGCUCUCUACGCCGCUGCCAUGAGGAAGAUGGGAGUGCAGACGGGAGACAGGGUUGUCGGUUAUUUGCCCAACGGGAUCCACGCAGUGGAAGCCAUGCUGGCGGCGGCGAGCAUCGGCGCCAUUUGGAGCGCAACGUCUCCCGACUUCGGUGUCAACGGUGUGUUGGACAGGUUUUCUCAAAUUCAGCCCAAGCUGAUCUUUUCCGUCGAAGCUGUCAUUUACAACGGGAAGAAGCACAAUCACCUGGAGAAGCUUCAGAGCGUCGUCAAGGGUCUACCUGAUCUAAAGAAAGUUGUGGUGAUUCCAUACGUGUCCUCCAAAGAAUCCAUAGACAUUUCCAAAAUUUCAAACAGCAUCUUCCUCGAAGACUUCCUCGGCGCAGGGAAAGGGGACCAACCCCCGCAGCUGGAGUUUGAGCAGCUUCCCUUCAGCCACCCCCUUUUCAUCAUGUACUCCUCUGGCACGACCGGCGCUCCCAAAUGCAUGGUCCACUCCGCAGGGGGUACCUUAAUCCAGCACCUGAAGGAGCACCUUCUUCACGGCAACAUGACGAGCAGUGACAUCAUCAUGUACUACACAACGACCGGUUGGAUGAUGUGGAAUUGGCUGGUGUCUGCUCUGGCUGUUGGCGCUUCCGUGGUUCUGUAUGACGGGUCGCCACUUGUGCCGUCCCCCAACGUCCUCUGGGAUCUGGUGGACCGGCUAGGAAUCACCAUCCUUGGCACAGGGGCCAAAUGGCUGGCUGUUCUAGAAGAGAAGAACCUGAAGCCCUGUGAAACUCAUAACCUCCAGACGCUCCACACCAUCCUGUCGACCGGCUCGCCUCUCAAGCCGCAGAGUUACGAGUACGUCUACGAGUGCAUUAAAAGCAGCGUCCUGCUGGGAUCCAUUUCGGGGGGUACCGAUAUAGUUUCAUGCUUCAUGGGCCAGAACGUGACCAUUCCAGUUUACAAAGGGGAAAUCCAGGCACGGAAUCUUGCAAUGGCUGUAGAAGCGUGGGAUGACGAAGGGAAACCAGUUUGGGGGGAAAGCGGUGAGCUGGUGUGCACCAAGCCCAUUCCCUGCCAGCCAACGCAUUUCUGGAAUGACGAGAACGGUACCAAAUACAGGAAGGCGUAUUUUUCAAAAUUCCCAGGCAUUUGGUCCCACGGCGACUAUUGCAAAAUCAACCCCAAGACGGGAGGCAUCGUCAUGCUUGGGCGCAGCGACGGCACGUUGAAUCCGAGCGGGGUGAGGUUUGGGAGUUCUGAGAUCUACAACAUAGUGGAAGCUUUUGAAGAGGUCUCAGACAGCCUGUGCAUCCCUCAGUACAGCAAGGACGGGGAAGAGAGAGUCAUCCUGUUCCUGAAAAUGGCCUCCAACCAGGUGUUCAGCCUGGAUCUUGUGCAACGGAUAAAGGAAGCCAUUCGCCUGGCGCUCUCUGCCAGGCACGUCCCUAGUCUUAUUCUGGAAACUGAAGGCAUUCCGUAUACAAUAAACGGGAAGAAAGUCGAAGUGGCCGUCAAGCAGAUCAUCGCCGGCAAAGAAGUCGAGCAGCGGGGCAUCUUCUCCAAUCCGGAGACGCUGGGCCUCUACCGAGAUAUCCCCGAGCUACGUGGCUACUGAAGCAGUCGGCCUUCCC
Molecule: messenger RNA, 2021 nt
Organism: Euleptes europaea (tarantolino)
Lineage: Eukaryota; Metazoa; Chordata; Lepidosauria; Squamata; Sphaerodactylidae
Gene: AACS
Product: acetoacetyl-CoA synthetase
Exons: 18
Coding region: 2-2005 (667 amino acids)
Biological process (GO): positive regulation of insulin secretion; lipid metabolic process
Cellular component (GO): cytosol
Molecular function (GO): acetoacetate-CoA ligase activity
Source: RefSeq, a predicted model, not a curated record